Molecule: messenger RNA, 1097 nt
Organism: Postia placenta MAD-698-R-SB12
Lineage: Eukaryota; Fungi; Basidiomycota; Agaricomycetes; Polyporales; Adustoporiaceae
Exons: 6
Coding region: 105-1097 (330 amino acids)
Cellular component (GO): mitochondrion
Molecular function (GO): protein-containing complex binding
Source: RefSeq, a predicted model, not a curated record
GCUUCGACUUACUUCACUUGACUUCAAAGAAGACUCUGCAGUACACACCGAACGCUAGCCGAAUAUCUGUUGAUAGUCUGGCCGUGUUGUGACAAGGAGUUAGCAUGCAGGCCUCACUUCAGAAGAUCCUCGUGGUAGGCGGGAAUGGCUUCGUAGGUUCCGCGGUAUGCAAGGCUGCACUUGCGCGAGGAAUACAAGUGACUAGCAUUAGCCAGUCAGGCACGCCGUAUAGGACGCAGAAGGGACAUUCGCCUGCUUGGACAUCCAAAGUUGACUGGCAAGCUGGAGACGCACUGCAGCCGGAGACCUACACCUACCUUCUCCCCGGUGUGACCGCAGUCGUCCACACGCUUGGGACACUCCUGGAGAACACCCGAUACAAGGCUGCGCUGAAGGAGGGGGACCUUCCCUCUCUUCUGAAGCUCGCCGCGUCGAAUGCGUUUGGGACGGGUUCGGCCAGCGACCCGCUCGCUGAGCCCGAAGCAAAGCCAGGAAGCUAUGAGACGCUCAACCGGGACGCGGCGCUACGGGUGUGCGAGGCUUUCGUGACGAGUCAGCCUACUGUCUCGACUGAGAAACCCCGUCCAUUUGUAUUCGUCUCAGCGGAAGACAUCUUCCGUCCGUUUAUUCCCGCUCGUUACAUUGAGACGAAACGCGAGGCGGAGAUUGAGAUCGGUCAGAUGAUAUCAGACAAGGCAGACUACCGAGCAGUGUAUAUGAGACCCAGCUUGAUCUACCAUCCUCACUUCCGUCCACUCACAUCGCCGGUGGCUGCACUGCUCGAUCUAUCUGCGACACUCCAUUCAAAGGUGCCCUACGGCAUCCCCACACCGUCGGGAGUUUUGCGUACUCUUGCGUCGACGAUGACCUCAGGGCAACUGUACAGUUCAUUCGUGGCACCAUCGCCAUUAGCUUCAGUUGCGAACGCCUUGACAAUUCCUCCUAUUCAUGUGGACCAUGUCGCGGAAGCGAUUUGCAUUGCAGUAGAUAGUGAGCGUACUGAUGUUAGGGGUGUUUAUGGGGUUAGAGAGAUGAGGGAGCUAAUCGGGUGGUCGCAGAAGGGUCAACAGCCAUCCGAGUUGACUGUGCAUGCCUGA